UUUUUCUUGUUCAAUUCUCACUCUACUCGUAAAUAGGUCAAAAUAGGUUUGCUGUUAACUGCAUAUGAUCUAGAUACAGCAUAGACGAGCUUUGUUUGCCGAAGCCAUUUUCACAUCUCCCAGCCAAGAAUCCACAUUCAGUCCGCUGGAAUGCUCUCAGUCAAACUCCGAAUGGUGUCUGAGUGUGAACUUAAAAGUACAACCCUUAGUUUAUAAAAUUGAAACAUGAUUGUUUAGAUUGAGUGUGGGACGUAACUGAAGUGCAGUGUUAUUCCGCAUCAGUGCGUUAGCAGAGCAAUAGCAUAACAAAAUCAAUAAUGAGAUUCGGUGCAGAAAGGUGUAUCUAUUGCCUGGGAGCAUUACUGGCAAUCAAUCAGAUUGGAUUACUGAGUGCGGCGGAGCUUACGGAGCAGAAAUACGAUGCAGUCACAACAAGACAAGACCAAAUUCCGGAUGAUGGAGGAGGAAGCAGCAAAGUAUUGUCUAGGAAAAGACGUUUUCUUCAAUUCCCCGAAGGCAGCUCGUUUCAAGUUGUAUACGAUCAAACGAUUCCCGUCGUAGGCAGCACUUUAUUAUUCACGGUUGGUGUAACGGUUGCCCUUGCCUAUCAGUUGCCCAGUAUAUCGAUUUUUGAAAUAUCCAAAAUGCUACGAGAGCAAGUCGCAGAUGGGGUACAUUUAAGGCGGAAAGACGAAAACUUCAAUGACACCACCCUCGUUGACACAAGUACAAAUAAGUACGAGCAAAGUAAUAAACACUCAUACUACUACAACAAUCCUUACGGGAGCAGCCAACAACAGCAGACAAAUGGAACAAAGAACAUUUUGAGCUAUUACAACAACUUGCAGCAGCAGAAUCAGCCACCACAAAUGGGCUACAAUAACCGAAUCCAGUACUACACCAGUUCAAAUGACAGCAGAUAUGGCGCAUAUCAGAGCAGCGCCAACAAUUGGCAGAGCACUCAUCCGUCAUUUUCAUUGAAAGACCUUCCACCGAAUUUUCUAUCACCACACAAUCAUACUAGAAACGAUUGGAAUAGUGUUCUAAGCAAAUAUUUCUUAAACUGGGUGCGGAAACAUCCCCCUAACUACCACCUGAGCAAAAAACGCUUCUAUCCCGUAUUUGGCAAACGCAGCAUUGAAGAGCACACCCAUCCUGAAGACAAAUUCUUCCUGAACCACCAUCGUUCGACGCGACAUGAUCUGUAUUUGCAGAUUGAAAAGUUCCUAGAUGCGAAAGGCAAACAUGGUCACCACUGUGUACUGCGAGCAUUAUGUGAGAGUGGGCAACGACGGAAUGCAAACGAACCGGAUUCGUUCCUAAAGGAGAUCUUGAAGGCUGUUUUCAGUAUGCCAACGACGCAUGAAAAGCCUGUUCAUCACAAACACCGCAUGUAUGACGAAGCCCAUGGCCACGAUGGGGACUGCGCGGAAAAAUUUUCUUAUUGUCAAGAUAGCAUAUGGUCUGAUAGUUUUAUUUUCUGAAGGGUGUAACAUAACAGCACGGAUGCCAAAUAUUUUAUCUUUUAUUUUUUUAAAUAAAACUACGUUUCUUUUUAUACACAUUUCAUUUCCAUGAUCAUAUCAUUUAGUUUGUCGUGGGGUCAAGUUUUCAAUCGUCUUAGACGAUGCCUACCAAUGCAUGAAUAAACCCAAUUUAGCAACCAUC
Messenger RNA from Aedes albopictus (Asian tiger mosquito), 1668 nucleotides. RefSeq lists its product as uncharacterized. The coding region runs from base 318 to 1484 and encodes 388 amino acids. The record is from RefSeq and is a predicted model, not a curated record. The transcript is spliced from 5 exons. NCBI's taxonomy places the organism in Eukaryota, Metazoa, Arthropoda, Insecta, Diptera, Culicidae.